Molecule: messenger RNA, 7310 nt
Organism: Mya arenaria
Lineage: Eukaryota; Metazoa; Mollusca; Bivalvia; Myida; Myidae
Product: probable phospholipid-transporting ATPase IA
Exons: 41
Coding region: 402-3911 (1169 amino acids)
Biological process (GO): phospholipid translocation
Cellular component (GO): plasma membrane
Molecular function (GO): magnesium ion binding; ATPase-coupled intramembrane lipid carrier activity; ATP hydrolysis activity
Source: RefSeq, a predicted model, not a curated record
UACAUUGUGAAACUCUUCAUUGUAGGUUUAUUUUUAUACCUUGCAAUGAUUUCAAGCGAGGAGUUUAUUCUCAAGAGACAUUGAGGUUUGAAGGCUGAACAUUGACUGCCUUUGCUCUGCAUUGUAAUAAGCUAGUUAUAAUAAAAUGGAAUAGGAACAAAGAUGGAAUAUAUUUAUCGAUGUAUUAUAAAAGGACUUAAUCAAUCUGUGAGAGGACUCGUGUAGGAUGUAUAACUACGGAGAUAUUCCACUAGGUCCUAUAACCUCAGGCUGGGAACAGUCUAGGGAACUGCCUUGAAAAGGAAAAUAUAUGGGUUCUUCUGGUCACAGAUUGUUUCUUGCAAUAUAGCCGUUACAGCACUACAAUGAGGAAGCGUUGAUAAUGGAGAAAUAAAUAUUAAAUGAGAAAAAUGGAAAAGGAUGAAAAGGAAUUGAAAGCGAUUAUGCUAGAACCUAAUGGAUUUGAUGAGCCGGAUAUUCCGGACUACCAGCCGAUGCCCAGUCAUGUGGGCUCUGAAACGACCGAGGAAGCCCAACCCCAGAACGAGCGCGUCAUCAACAUUAACUCCGCGCAGAGGGAUAAGUUCUGCAACAACAAAAUAAGCACUGCCAAGUACAGUUUCAUCUCGUUCCUACCCAAGUUUCUGUUUGAGCAGUUCCGUAGAUACGCAAACAUCUUCUUUCUCUUCAUCGCCUUGCUUCAGCAAAUUCCCCGUGUCUCCCCGACAGGACGUUACACGACGGCCGUUCCCCUGCUCUUCAUUCUCCUAGUCUCAGCUAUCAAAGAAAUCAUCGAGGAUUUUAAGAGACAUAGAGCUGAUGACACAGUCAAUAACAAUAAAGUCUGUGUGUUACGUAAUAGCUACUGGCAGCUGUUGAAGUGGAAGGAUGUGGUUGUCGGGGACAUUGUCAAGGUUGUCAGUGGACAGUUCUUUCCUGCAGAUCUCAUCUUACUAUCUUCCAGUGAGCCUCAGGCCAUGUGCUAUAUAGAAACAUCAAACCUAGAUGGGGAAACCAAUCUCAAAAUACGACAGGGCCUACCACAGACAGCCAAACUACUAAAGAAGGAAGAUUUGUCUGACCUGAUUGGCUUGAUAGAAUGUGAGCCACCAAAUAGACAUCUACUGGAUUUUGUUGGCAAUAUCCGACCUUCAUCCAGACAGACCAUUCCACUGGGGCCGGACCAGCUGUUGUUGAGAGGUGCUAUGUUGAGAAAUACAAACUGGGUCUUUGGUAUUGUUGUGUACACUGGCCAUGAGAGCAAGCUGAUGUUGAACUCCACCUCGGCACCUCUGAAACGAUCCACAGUUGAAAAAGUCACCAACCUUCAGAUAUUGUUCCUGUUUGGAAUCCUUCUUCUUCUAUCCCUCAUCUGUACUGUUGCCAAUCAGAUUUGGACAUCAGACCAUGAAAAGACACACUGGUACCUUGGUUACGAAGAUUUACCAGCAAGCAACUUUGGCUAUGACUUCCUCACGUUCAUCAUCCUGUUCAACAAUCUGAUCCCCAUCAGUCUCCAAGUCACACUGGAGAUGGUCAAGUUCAUCCAGGCCAUCUUCAUCAACUGGGACAUGGACAUGUAUUGUGAGGAGACGGACACCCCUGCCAUGGCCCGUACAUCCAACCUGAACGAGGAACUAGGACAGAUAAAGUACAUCUUUUCCGACAAGACCGGAACACUGACCAGAAACAUGAUGAGCUUCAGGAAAUGUUCUGUUGCAGGGAUAAUGUAUGGGAAUAAUGAGGAGAGUGAGGGGCAGUUUAAUGAUGACAGUCUCAUUAUGAAUCUCAAACAACAGCAUACCACAGCCACGGAGAUUAGAGAGUUUCUCACGUUACUGGCAGUAUGUCACACUGUUGUCCCGGAGAGAAAUCCAGACAACACCAUCAACUACCAGGCCUCAUCACCAGACGAGGGAGCUUUGGUGAAGGGGGCGAAACAGUUGGGGUUUGUGUUCUCUACUCGUACACCGGAUGCUGUCACCGUUGAUGUGUUUGGAAAAGAAGAAAGAUAUGAAGUACUGAAUGUAUUGGAAUUUACAAGUGAUCGUAAACGUAUGUCGGUGGUCGUGAGGAUGCCAGAUGGAAAAAUCAAACUGUACUGUAAAGGAGCUGACAAUGUGAUAUAUGAGAGACUAGAAGGGAGUCAGCGCCACAGCGAGAUUACGAUCAAACAUCUAGAACAGUUUGCCACCCUUGGUCUCCGCACACUGUGUCUCGCAACUGCCGAUGUGAAUGAAGACUUUUAUGAUGAGUGGAAACACACCUACUACAAGGCGAGCACCUCGUUACAGAACAGGGACAAGAAGUUGGAUGAAGCCGCUGAGCUUAUAGAAAGGAACCUUAAUCUAAUUGGUGCUACAGCUAUAGAAGAUAAACUACAAGAGGGAGUUCCUGAGACGAUAGCAAGUCUAGCCAAGGCUGACAUAAAGAUCUGGGUCCUGACAGGGGAUAAACAGGAAACGGCCGUCAACAUUGGUUAUUCUUGUAAACUGCUCAAAGAAGGGAUGCCGUUACUGAUCAUCAAUGAACACAGUCUAGAUGGUACACGCGAUGUAUUGCGAAAACAUGUGGAUGAGUUUGGCGACCUUAUUAAGAAAGAGAAUGAGGUCGCACUCAUCAUAGAUGGAAAGACACUGAAGUAUGCCCUGACAUGUGAUUGCCGGCAAGACUUCCUUGACAUCGCUGUAUCUUGUAAGGCUGUCAUUUGCUGCAGGGUAUCCCCCCUUCAAAAGGCCGAACUGGUAGAUCUUGUUAAAAAGUACUGUAAGGCUGUCACACUUGCCAUUGGUGAUGGGGCUAAUGACGUGGGCAUGAUCCAGGCGGCAGACGUGGGUGUGGGCAUCAGUGGGGUGGAGGGACUGCAAGCAGCAUGUGCCUCCGACUACGCUAUUGCUCAGUUCCGGUUCCUCAAUAAGCUGUUACUGGUGCACGGGGCCUGGAGUUACUCCCGCCUGUGUAAACUCAUACUCUACUCAUUCUACAAGAACAUCUGUCUGUAUGUUAUAGAGUUUUGGUUUGCAUUACAAAACGGAUUCUCUGGACAAAUCCUCUUUGAACGAUGGACAAUCGGAUUCUAUAAUGUGAUUUUCACUGCCGCGCCACCGCUAGCCAUGGGUCUGUUUGAUCGAUACUGUAAUGCUGAAAACAGACUAAGAUUUCCAGAGUUGUAUAAAUAUUCACAAAAUGCUCAACAAUUCAAUGUUAAAGUAUUUUGGAUGUGGAUAGCCAACGCCAUUUAUCAUUCCAUUCUCCUCUUCUGGAUGCCUAUCCUAGCUCUACAACAAGAUGUAGCCUUCUCUGACGGCAAAGUUGGAAAUUACCUAUUUGUAGGAAACUUUGUCUAUACAUAUGUAGUUGUGACAGUGUGUCUCAAAGCUGGACUAGAGACGAGUGCCUGGACCUGGCUCACCCACCUGGCAAUAUGGGGCAGUAUAGCCUCCUGGUUCCUGUUCCUGAUUGUAUACAGCCAUGUAUACCCACACAUCAACUUAGCUCCGGAGAUGCUUGGAAUGGACAGUAUGGUUCUGGGGUGCUCCAUAUUCUGGAUGGGCCUACUGCUCAUUCCCUUCACCUGCCUCAUCAGAGACAUCGCUUGGAAAGUGUUGCGGCGUACGAUGUUCAAGACGUUACGUGAGAAAGUACAGGAGGCAGAGAUUGCCCACGUCGACCCGACGACAAUCGUCCUUCAAACCACCAAGAAAAGGCUAACGGAAACAGCCCGUCUUCUCCGGAAUGUAUUCUCCCGAUCCAUGAACCGAGUUCCCACCCAGGACCAACCUCAACCAUCACCAACACCCUCCAGAGUCUCUCAUGGUUUUGCCUUUUCCCAGGAGGAGCAUGGCUCAAUUGCACAGGCGGAGCUUAUUCGUGUAUAUGACACAACCAAAGAGAAACCCCAGGGCCACUAGGAGAAGGGACCAUGGCUGGUAGAGUUUUAGAGCCCUCAGUUGAUAGGGAUUUUAGAAACUCAUUGACUGACAGAUGAAUGUGAAGUCUUCUGGGACCAUGCUUGACUGAAAUUAACUAUCCCACAGAUAUAUGACGAGAAUUGAUAAACCCACUUAUAUAGCAACAUUGAAUUUCCCACCGAUGCUACAGAUAUUGAAAAAAUGAAACCUUUAGAAAAUAUUGGAAUUUAUUGAAUCAAGUUUUCAAGAUCAGCUUGAUUGGCUCAAUUUGUUUGUUAUGAAAAGUGUAAAACAAAUUGAUGUGAAUGAAAAAAGCUGAGAAGAAGCACAUGAAGCUAUGGAAACACCUCUAUGCCAGACUCUUUAAUAAGAAUUCAUGGGUGUUGAUGUUUUCUUAAAAUCAACACAACCACACCUGGAUAUAUGUAUAUAUUGAAAAUGUUGUGGGCACCAUCUCACAACCUUUCCUUACUGCAUUUUGCAGUUUAUGUGCAAUAUUUAUUUGGUGUUUUGAAGUUGUCUUUGGUUGUGUUUUCUUAAUUGUGAUAUUGUAUUUGAACUUCAGAUAUGAUUAUCAUAAAGAUAAUAAUAUACUUAGAAAUUAGUGUAGGAAGAAUCUAGAUGUGUUUAUCAUUUCAUUAUGUUAAACCAUUGGCCCAUACUUGUGCUCUGAUUUUGGAUGUGAAGAUUGGCCCGGGCCAGUAUUCAAUAUUGAUCUUAUCCUUUUCCUUAGACAUGCCUUAUUGAUUCCAUUCAGUCUAUUGGUCAGUUAAAUGUACAGGCCAAUCAAAACACUUAAAUUCUAAUCUUAAAUUUAAGUUGGUCAUUGAAUACGGCCAGAGAGGUUAGGAAUCAGAUUAUUUGUGACUUCAUGAAGUCAUAGCACAUGGUACUAUCCCUUUAUGAAGUACAGUGUGUUUUUCUCUCUCCAUUUUAUGAAUGAGGCCGGACUCUUUUUACUUGGUAAAACUGUGUAAUUUUUUAACCUUAAUUGGGAAUUAAUAUUGUCUAGAAUGCGCAAAAAAUACACAGAUCAGAUAAAAGAAUGUUGUAUUAUUUCAGUUCUCCAAUACAAAAAUGGUUCGGAGGUCUUUUUUUAAAUUAAAUUUGAUUUUUUUUUUUAUUCCCCAAAACGUAAAACAAGGAAUUUCAUUUUUACAUUUGAGAAAAAGUUUCAGCAUCGUGGAUGCCUUGAUUGGGCCCUAUAUAGGUCAGAAAAAAAUAAUGUGACCAUUCAGUAUGAGACAAAAAAACAACAACAAUAUCAGCGCACCUGUUGUUCUGUUUGGAUCUUGUUUUAUUGAGAGUUUUACUGUUCAUUAUGUAAUGGAUUUAUCAGUGCUUAAGUAUUGUUUCCAAUGUCUUACUGUAUUUCCUGCUGCUGUGGGCAUGCAUUUAAACUACAGGAUGUUUUCAAGUGUUGAAAAUGUGUUGAAAGUGUUGUUAUUUCAAGAUUUUUUUAUUUAACCCCAUGUUGAAUUAACCAGUAAUUACAAAUAGCAGUUAGAUUAUGUUGAAAAGCCCUGUACUAUUAAAUGGUCUUUUAUGAACUUGAAAUGCUCAGUAUUUGUACAUGAAAUGCUACCGGAGAUAUAUUAAAACAGUUUUAUCAUGUUUAGUACUGUUGUUAUAAAGUAGUGUAUACUGAUUUAAUAGUCAUUAAUUUUCUAACUGUAUAAUAUUUCCAUUGUAAGAUGUCGUUCACUGACUUGUUUUAUAAUACAGAAUUCAGUGAAGCCUUGUUGUAUAUUAUAAGUUUAAUGUGAUAGAUGUUUUAUAUAUAUUUUUGUCUUUUAACUUUUCUGGUUGUAAAUUCUGACUGUUUGCUCUGUAUGAUUGAACUUUUAAAAUAUACAAUUUGAGAACAUGCACUGAAAAUAAUAAACAGUUUUCUGGUGGGGUGGGGGAAGAGGAUAAGGGGUGAAAAUAAAUAUGAGGUAUUGCAAUAGAUUUGGUGUCAUCUUUAUUAUUGUUCAAAAGCUUUAACGUUGGCCAUUACGCCAAAAACCAUUCAAGACGUAGUACACAGACCGCAUCAACAUCAUCAUGUCUAUACCAGUGACACUCUGUACACGUGCAUCAACACCCAUCCCCCGUGCUUCAAGAUCCAUCCCCCGUGCUUCAAGAUCCAUCCCCGUGCAUCAAGACCAAUCCCCUGUGCUUCAAGAUCCAUCCCCCGUGCUUCAAUACCCAUUCCACGUGCAUCAACACCCAUCCCCUGUGCAUCAAGACCCAUUCCAUGUGCAUUGAGACCCAUCCCCAUGCAUCAAGACCCAUCCCAGGUGUAUCAAGACCCAUCCCCCGUUAUGGUCUGAUCAAGACAAAUGAGCGGUGGCAUCCUCUUGCAGUUGUUUAUUCAACUAUUUUAACAAGACAUUCAACAUGAUUUACAGUUGCCACAGUUGCCACACUCCCUUUCAGCAUGGCAGCAGUACCACUUUUCUAGACUUUACAGUCAGCUAUUAAAUACAGUGCAUUUAUCUACUGUUACAUUCAACUUAUAUUGUUAAAAUAAAGUACCAGUAGCUAUUCAAAAUGUAAAAGUCAGCUAUUUAUUACAGUGCAUUUAUCUAUUACAUCUAUGUUAUAUUAUAUUCAACAUAUAUUGUUAAAAUACCUUAAAAUAUUGGUCCAGAUCAUUAAACAGAAGUUAUAGAUAAUUCAACUUUUGUUACAGUACAAGGUAAUCAGCUUCUGUGGUCAGUCUGACUGCAGACAUCAGUUCUAGUACAAUAACUGCCAUUGCAUUUUGAAUAUAACACCUGUGUUUGCCAAUAGAUUCCAUAUCAUACACUCAUGUCCAGCAAACAUGUGUUAUUAAUUGAUUAUAAAAUAUAUCCACUCUAUGAGCCUUGUGGUAUGUCAAACUAUGGUCAUUAAAUACAGAUAAAAAAAGAGAAGUUUGCUUGAGGUAUGUUUGAAUGUAUCUCUGUUUUAUAUAUAAGUUUUAUUUAUUAAUAUAUUCAACUGUCCAAACAAUAAUAUUACAGCGCAGAUCUGUAUAUGGUAUACAUGUAUGUAUUGUAUUCAUGAAUGUAUUCUAUAAAUGCAUGUAAUGUACACAUGUAUAUAUUCUAUACAUGUUGGUAUUCUAUAAGUAUGCAUUAUAUACAUUUGUGUAUUCUUUAAAUGUAUGUAAUGUGCAUAAGUAUAUAUUAUAUACAUGUAUGUAUUAGAGUGUAUGUAUGCAUUCUAAAUGUAUGUAUCCUAUACAUGUAUGUAUUGUAUAUGUUGGUAUUCUAUACAUGCAUGUAUUCUAUACAUGUUUGCGUUGCCAUAAGUAUCUCAUUUCUAGUCAGUUUUGAUGAUAUUUAUAUGUGUGUGAUAUGUCACUAUUUUCUUUAAUGUGUUUUGUUAUGUAUUAUUACAAAUCUUGACAAUAAAGGCUGUUCAACUCUC